CAUCUGUACAAGUCCCGCUCCCGCGCUCUCCCCGGCGCUCCCCCUCUCCCUUCCUCUGCCUCGCUCCCUCCAUCCCUCCGCGCGCAGGACAGCAGCACGAUCCUGCCAUGGAAAUACACUGAUCCAGGCGGGGGGAGGGGGGGCAAGGCGAGCCGCUCAUCCUUGGGCACUUUCUGCCUCCCUCGCGUUUCGGAUUAUUUUCUGCCCUCCUUCCUGGGAUGGAGGACGCCGCGGUGGCACGGGGCAUUUGGGACGGAGAUGCCAAGACGGUCCAGCAGUGCUUGACUGACAUAUUCACCAGCGUCUACACCACCUGCGACAUCCCGGAAAAUGCCAUCUUCGGGCCUUGCGUGCUGAGCCACACUUCCCUGUACGACAGCAUCGCCUUCAUCGCACUCAAGUCCACGGACAAGAGGACGGUGCCGUACAUAUUCCGGGUGGACACGUCGGCGGCGAACGGCUCCUCGGAAGGGCUCAUGUGGCUCCGGCUGGUGCAGUCGGCCCGCGACAAGGAGGAGCAGAACCUGGAAGCCUACAUAAAAAAUGGACAGUUGUUUUACCGCUCCCUGCGGAGGAUUGCCAAAGACGAGGAGUUACUAGUGUGGUACGGGAAGGAGCUGACGGAGCUGCUGCUGCUCAGCACCGCCAGGCACAGCAAGAUGAACGGCUCGACGCCGUACAGCUGCGCUGAGUGCGGCCAGCGCUUCCAGUUCGAGUUCCCGUUCGCGGCGCACGUGCGGUUCCGCUGCGCCAAGCGCCCGGCGGGCCCCGACGGCGGCCCCGACGCGGGCCGCAAGGACAAGGAGGCGGAGGCGCCCAAGUACGGCAAGCCGCUGGGCGUGCACUACCCGGGACCGCAGGACGGCGGCGGCGGGAAGCCCUCCACGGACUUCCACAACCUGGCGCGGGACCUGGAGAACUCCCCGGGCGGCGGCGCUGCGGCCCCGGGCAAGGCCAAGCGGAAGCUGGCGGAGGAGCGCCUGCCCUCGCCGCCCGCGGAGGAGCUGGCGUGCACGCCGCAGCAGCCGCCGCCGCCCUACCGCGGGCCCUACUGCAGCCUAGACGACGGCGGCCGCCUCUUCGCGCCGCCCAGCCCGGAGCCGGCCGAGGCCAAGCGCAGCGCCUUCGUGGAGGUGGUGAAGAAGACGGCGCGCAGCCCCGACCGGCCGGCAGACGACAAGGAGCGCGGCUCCCCGCCCAGCGGCGCCCGCCUGCGCUUAGACGGCGGCGGCGGCAGCGCCUUCAGCACGCUGCUGGGCGAGGAGCGCAAGAGCGCUUUCUCGCAGCCCGCGCGCUCCUUCGCGCCCCUGCCGCUGCCGCCCAAGCUGGGCGAGCCCUGCCACCCGGCGCAGGAGCCCGGCGGUGCGGGCGGGGGCGCGGCGGGAGGCGCGGCGCGGCUCUACCCCGCCGCCGACCCGCUGGGCGUCAAGCUGCAGGGCGCCGGCGAGAUCAACGGGGCCGCCGCCGCCGCAGCCGCCGCCGCCGCAGCCGCCGCCGCCGCCGUCGGGGGAGGGGGCGGCGGGCUGGGCAAGCAGAGCCCCUUCCUCUACGCCACCGCCUUCUGGCCCAAGGGCUCUGCGGCGGCGGCCGGGCCCCUGCAGCUGCAGCUGCCGUCGGCGCUCACGCUGCUGCCGCCCUCCUUCACAUCGCUGUGCCUGCCGGCGCAGAACUGGUGCGCCAAGUGCAACGCCUCGUUCCGCAUGACGUCCGACCUGGUCUACCACAUGCGCUCGCACCACAAGAAGGAGUACGCGCUCGAGCCGCUCGUCAAGCGCCGCCGCGAGGAGAAGCUCAAGUGCCCCAUCUGCAACGAGUCCUUCCGCGAGCGCCACCACCUCUCCCGCCACAUGACCUCGCACAACUGAGCCCCCCGCCACCCGCACGCCCGUGCACACGCGCAGCCACACACACACAGACCCACCCGCGCGCACACACCCAGAUACACACAUACUCUCCACCCGCACACAAACACCCACACUUCCCGCAUGCCGCACUCAUACAACCCCCCCACACAACAUCCGCAAUGCAUCCCCAGCCGCACCCCACCCGCGCACUUACCCAUCCACACGCACAUCUCCACCCAUACACCACCCCCGCACCGACCCACCCACACACACGCACACAUCCACACCCACCCAGCCACACCCCCACACAUGCAGACUCACCCACCUACAUACACACCACCCCAAUCAUCCACACAGACACACGCACACACAAAUACUCGCCACACACCCAUACCCACAGACUCACCCACCUACACACCCACACGCACACCUCCACUCAUGCACAGCCCCCACACAGCCACCCAACCACAUCCACACAUCCACACCCACCCAUCAGACCCACCCACCUACACUUACACCACCCCAAUGCAUCCACACACAUAUACCCCCACAUACACCCACCCACGCACACACAUCCACACCCACAAAUACUCCCCACGCACCCAUACACAUACAGACCCACCUACCUGUACACACCACCCCAUUCAUCCACACACACACCCCCAUUCACACACACAUCCACCCAUACACACAUCCAUACCCACACAUACAGACCCACCCACCCAUCUAUACACACACACCACUCAUACACACAUCCACCCACCCACACCCACACCUACACACCCUUACACACAGACACCCCCCCAACACACACCACCCCAGUGCAUCCACAUACACCCACACAUAACUCCUGACACCCAUCCACUAGCCCCCCCCCCCUCCCUCCCGCGCGCACACACGCGGUGCAUCGCAGCCGGCAGCUAAGGCUGCCCUCCCCUCUUCCCCCCAGGCAUCACUCGCUAGGCAGAUUUCUUUUCCCCUCCACCAGGAGCCUAAGUCUCCUCAAGCUGAUUUUUUGGCGAUGCCUCACUGCUGCUGCUGCUGCUUGGGUGCGGCCGAUGUGGGACGCGUGGGUGCGGAUCUCCCGCUAUCCCCCCUCUCUCCGGCAUCACUUGGUCUCAGGUGGAACUAGGACACUUUACACCCGCUCAGGGUCCGGCCCCUGAGCCUCGCCGGCGCUGCGGGCCGGCCUGCUGUCCAGGCAGCGCUUCUGCGAGUCUGGGCUCGUGCUGAGGCUUCUCAAAUUGGGCACACGUCGAAGCAUCCGCCCCCCCCCCCCCCCCCCGCCAAAAAAAAAAAAAAAGAGAGAGAGAGAGAGAGAAAGAAAUAGAAAAACCUCUCCUCACUUUGGAAAGUUCAGUCCCUUGCAUACAUUUCCCUGGCCAGACACCAGACUGAGAGGGGCAGGAUUUAUUCUCCCCCUCCCCUCCUUUUCUUUUCUUUUUUGUUUCGAUGCACGCAUUUUCACUUUCCAAAAAAAAAUAAAAAUAAAAAUAAAAGGAAAAUAAAAAGAGAAAAAAGUAAAUGAUUAAAAAAAUACAUUUUAAAAAAUGUCAUAUAUUGCAGCAUAUUGAUGCAUUUGUCAUACGUUUCUACUUAAAUUAUUAAGCACUUAUGGUUUAGAUGUAAUAAUAAUUAUAUGUAAGGGUAAAUUUUUAUUUUAGAUAUAAAGUAAAAAAAAACUGAAGGAGGAUGCAAUGCUUUCUGCAUUAAUUGAUGACAGUUUGUGUUCUUUCCAAAAAAAAACAAAAACAAAACAAAAAGGAAAAAAAAAAGGACUUGAAUCCAUUUGAGUUUCCAAGAGGGAAGUGCAUGUAUCAUGAAAUGAUUAUGGACUUCAGUGCAAAAUGUCAUCGAUUCUGUAAAUAUGUAUUUCCUUUUCAUACAAAGUGUAAUUUUGUGCCAGUGAAAUGAAGUCUGAAUAGUUAUGUGUUUCUUUCAUUUCUUUUCUUUUUUCUCCCCCCUUGAAAAGAUUUAUUAAACUUUAUAGUUUAUCUGGGUAUGUUGGAUGCUUUGACAAUAAAUGACUUUAUUUUCUUCAAAGCA
Alligator mississippiensis (American alligator) is the source of this 3890-nucleotide messenger RNA. RefSeq names its product PR/SET domain 8 (gene PRDM8). The transcript is spliced from 4 exons. NCBI's taxonomy places the organism in Eukaryota, Metazoa, Chordata, Crocodylia, Alligatoridae. Gene Ontology annotation, cellular component: nucleus. Gene Ontology annotation, biological process: regulation of DNA-templated transcription. The record is from RefSeq and is a predicted model, not a curated record. Bases 219 to 1865 code for a protein of 548 amino acids. Gene Ontology annotation, molecular function: protein binding.